AUGAGCUACAAUGACAUUAACGAUGAAGAAACCGAGUUUCAAUUGAAUGAACUGUGCUUGCCCACCGCUUCGUCCCCAGUGGGCCGGGCGAAACAGUGGAAUUUGCUCGUGGAGGCCUACAGAAGAGUUGCCGGUGUACCCGGUGCCACCUACGAAGUCGAAGAAAGCGAAGCCAAUGACGGGCUUGCAGCAUCUCUAUCCAGCGCCAACGUAUCCUUUGUUUCAGAUGGUUCGGAUCGGAAAUCUUACUGGGCAAGUACCAUAUCCGGACCCUCCACCUCCUCUUUGCCGCAAAUAGAUUAUUCCGAGUUGCCGACUGGCCUCUUUGCACAGGGAUCGUUCAGCAACGGAAAUUCCUCUGUGCCAUACUCUGCCUUGACGGAUGCAUUCAACGACGUCAUUGGACAACUCUUGUUGGAUUGCCUCGUCGACCACGAAGCGUUGAGACAAGAACUGGAAAUGGCGAUUGGAGCUGACUUUGUCAGACUUUUCCACAUAGUGCCAAGACUCCAAGAUAUCAUAGGAGACGCCCUCGUCGCACAACCACUGAAUACAUCUGGGUCGCUCCUCACUGCCGAUUCCGCUUCCGGUGUCAGAUACCUCUUUCGGACGCUGGUGCGAGCACUGGCCGCUGUUGUCGGCACUUUCUAUGACGGACCCCUCGUCAUUUUUCUUGAUGAUGCUGAACGCAUUGAUCCCGCAUCGGCUCAGUUGUUGACAUCUCUUGGAACAGAAACUGAUUCGGACAAUAUCCUCUUCAUAUUGGCUGUUCGAUCUGAAGAAUUUCAUCACGACCACCCUUUGCGCGCCACGCUCAAGACAGUAGAAGAGGCUGCGGCCGUGCGGUUCUCAAACAUACAGCUCGAUGAUCUCACUCGAGACCAAGUGACAGAGGUCUGUGCCAGAGCCAUUCGACGAGAGCAUGUCAAUCGGGAAUCUGCUCAACCCUUGAGCGACCUCGUGUACCAAAGGACUCGUGGGAACUGUUUCUUUGUCGUGGAAUUCCUUCGCAGCCUUUCCGACCGGGGCCUCCUGCAGUUCAACCUCAGUACACUACAGUGGUCAUGGCAGAUCGAUCAGAUACAGGCAGAGACCUGUGUCUCCGACAAUGUCGUUGACUUGGUGGCAGGAAAGCUCAAGACUCUGUCAAAGGAAGCACGUUAUGUGCUCGUAAUGGCCAGUUGCAUUCAUUCUCCAAGGAUUGACCUCAAUGUCUUGACCAAGAUUAUCCUUGCCUACCCAAACGCAAAUGGCGACAAGCUGUUUGGCGACAGUUGGGUCGGCGACAGUUUCAUUGCUCUCCACAAUGCGAUUGACUGCCCGGAAAUCAACGAUGAGGCCGAUGUACAGAAAAUCCUUGAGUCACUCGUAUCGCUGGGACUCAUGGAACGGCUUUCUACCGUCGAGGCAAAAUCUGCCUUCAAAUUUGCCCAUGAGAAAAUCCGCAAUGCGGCCGAGCUGUUGAUCCCUAAAGACUUCACGGGUCAAAUGCUGCAUGUUCGUAUCGGAGAGCUUUUGAAGGCUAUGCUGGCAGAUCCUGAUGCCCAGACUUGGAUGCUAUUUGCUUGCUUGGACCAUCUGAACCAGGGUCCCGAGAGUGUUCUCAACGAGCGGCAAGACGAACUCGUGGAGUUGAACCACCAAGCUGCUGACAAGGCCGCACAACUUUCGGCAUUUGUUCCCGCUGCCACGUACUACAAGGCAGCCCUGGAUAUGUUGGAGAAGACGCCAGAACUCAACAAGGACAAGAUUCAGUUGCAGCUUCGGUUGAGAACCGACUUGUCGAUUUGCCUGUACCGGAGCGGCAAGCAUGACGAGAGCGAGGAAGUGGCCAAGGCAGUUGUUGGCAGUGGCGUGGCGCUUUCCGACAAGCUCCCUUCUUUCUACAACCUUAUUGCGGUGUACAAGGCGCAGGGCAAGAUGAUGGACGCGAUUUCUUGUGGUAUGGACCUACUUCGUGCCACCGGAGAAAAGUUCACGAAGAAGCCUUCCAAGCUCCGGAUCAAGCUUGAAACAGCCAAGGUCCAGAAGCUUCUCAAGAAAUACAGUGACGAGCAGCUCGUUGCCUUGCCACCAGCCACUAAUGAGCUCAAGGCGGCUGCAGUAAACGUGUAUGCGAUCCUCUUUGGGCCAAUGUUUCACUGUGGAUUUACCGCGGCAGUGGAUCUCUUGAGGCUUCGGUCUAUCUACUUGACAAUCAAGUACGGAUCCUCCGAUGCUUCUGCCUUGGCCUUUGCAUACUACGGCUCUCAUUUGAUUUCGCAAGGUCGCAUUGAUGCAGGGUACCGGUUUGGCAAGCUAUCCAUGCAGCUUUUGCAACGUGCGACGUCACAGGAGCUGACAGCCAGAACCACGCUUGUGGCGAACUUUCUCGUUACCCAUUGGAAAGAUCCUCUGAGCCAGACUCUUGAUCGUUUGAUGAAGGGAUAUGACGUGGGCAUGAGGGAAGGGGACAUCGAAAUGGCGUUCACUUGUGCAGGUGUUUAUCAGGUGCAUCGCUUCUACCUGGGUCUGUCUCUUACAGAGGCUGAAAAGGAUCUUCGUAAAUUCAUUCAGCAAAUGAAAGAGUAUGGCCAGCAUAAGGAGCUCACUCAGUACAGGCCGUUGCACCAAACAAUGCUAAACCUCAUGGGCCGCACCGAACACCCUACUAUCAUGACCGGUGAUGCCAUGGACCAGGUUGAGUUUGAACAGGGAAAUCUUGGGGUUGUGGUUAUGAAGUCCUACCGCAUGCAGCUUGCUUAUUUCUUUGACGAUCUUCCUCUGGCCGAACAGCUCAUGAACGAGCUCCGUCCUCAUUCGAACUCGUUUGUGGCCCCCUUUUUCCAGGUUGCCCGUCGUUUCUUCUUUGCCUUGAUUCGAAUGGGAGUUGCUCGCAAGGCUCCUGCGAAGAACCAGGCUGCCAUGCUGAAGAAGGCGUCUAAGGAAGACAUUGAGUGGCUUGAGAUCCGGGUCCGUGGCGGUGCCAUCAAUUGUUUGCACAAGCUCCUGAUCCUCAUGGCGGAGAUGUCAACAUUUGACUCGGACCAUGACACCAUUGGAAAAGCCUAUGACAAAGCCGUCAUGACAGCAGGAAGAUCCGGUUUUUCGCAAGAUGAGGCUUUGGCGAACGAGUUGGCAGCAUCAUUCUUUUUGUCAGUGGGAAACUUUCCAAAGGCAUCCAAUUACCUAACGAGAGCUCACGAGCUGUAUGAAUCCUGGGGAGCCCAUGGCAAAGUGAAGCAACUCGAGGAGAAGUAUGUGUUGAUCAAAGGAACGGGUCCUGCCGUGGCGAGCACAGCCGGUGGUAAGCGUCGUUCCCGAGGAUUGAAGGCGGGAAAGUCUCAUAUUGGAAGGCAGAGGUUUUCUGCCAAAAUGUCAGACACCCACAAACACAUCGAGUCAUCCGCAGCUUUCAGCAACUUGAGUGAGGAUUUUUCUGUGAGCGAUCUCAAGCAGGCAACUCAGUUCAACGUCAAAGCUGCCGCGGCAUGA
This is a messenger RNA of Seminavis robusta, 3474 nucleotides long. The record is from the annotation of a GenBank genome assembly. Lineage: Eukaryota; Bacillariophyta; Bacillariophyceae; Naviculales; Naviculaceae.